Molecule: messenger RNA, 1116 nt
Organism: Gossypium raimondii (Peruvian cotton)
Lineage: Eukaryota; Viridiplantae; Streptophyta; Magnoliopsida; Malvales; Malvaceae
Product: arogenate dehydrogenase 2, chloroplastic
Exons: 1
Coding region: 1-1116 (371 amino acids)
Biological process (GO): L-tyrosine biosynthetic process
Molecular function (GO): arogenate dehydrogenase (NADP+) activity; prephenate dehydrogenase (NADP+) activity; NAD+ binding
Source: RefSeq, a predicted model, not a curated record
AUGUUGAUUUUCUCUCCCACAACCAUAAGAUCUGUGAAUCCCCAACCCCUCCCUUACCUCUCCUUUUCCCACUCCAUUUCUCUCCCUCUCCCACUAACGUCUCUCCCCACUCCCUCCAAAUCCCCCCAUUUCCCUUCCUUCCAUAUCAACUGCAUAGACGCAGCUCAACCAUUCGACUACGAGUCCCAUCUCAAAAACCGCUACAUUCAAUCAACUUCCCUCAAGAUCGCCAUUAUCGGCUUCGGUAACUUCGGCCAAUUCCUAUCCAAAACUUUCCUCCGCCAUCACACUCUCCUCGCCCACUCCAGAACUAACUACGCCGACCUCGCUAACCACCUCGGCGUUUCCUUCUACGCCGACCCACACGACCUUUUCGAGCAACACCCUGACGUCGUCCUUCUCUCUACUUCCAUCCUUUCCACUGAAACUCUUCUUCAGAAACUGCCCUUUCAACGACUGCGUCGCAACACCCUUUUCGUCGACGUGCUUUCUGUUAAAGAGUUCCCCAGGAACCUUUUCUUGAAGUAUUUACCCCCAGAUUUCGAUAUCUUGUGUACCCAUCCCAUGUUUGGACCCGAAAGUGGCAAAACCUCGUGGGCGGGGCUUCCUUUUGUCUACGACAAAGUGAGGAUCGGGGAUGAGGAGAGUCGGAUAAAGAGAUGCGACAAGUUUUUGGAUAUUUUCGAGAAAGAAGGGUGUAGAAUGGUGGAGAUGAGUUGCAUGGAGCAUGAUAAGUACGCGGCGGGGUCUCAGUUCGUGACCCAUACCAUGGGGAGAGUGCUGGAGAAGUUCGGGUUGGAGUCUUCGCCUAUUAACACCAAAGGGUACGAGACAUUGUUGAAUUUGGUGGAGAAUACUAAAGGGGAUAGCUUUGAUUUGUAUUAUGGGUUGUUUAUGUAUAACCAGAACGCUUUGGAGCAGUUGGAAAGGUUGGAUAUGGCAUUCGAGUCGAUUAAGAAGGACUUGUUUGGGAGGCUCCAUCAGGUUUAUAGGAAGCAAUUGUUUGGGGAUAAUAAUGGAGAGGUGGAGAAGAAGAGGAGUUUGGCUCAGCAGUUGCUUGGCAAUGGAAGUUUAACCGAAUCUCCAUUGGAUAAUGUUAGACAAGAUGGAUCUUGA